Molecule: messenger RNA, 1862 nt
Organism: Myodes glareolus (Bank vole)
Lineage: Eukaryota; Metazoa; Chordata; Mammalia; Rodentia; Cricetidae
Molecular function (GO): protein binding
Source: RefSeq, a predicted model, not a curated record
UGGCUGUUAGUAACUGUCAGCUUCUGUUUGGUCAAAUCAGAUCUUAUGACUUCUGGGAUUCACAAAGUUAGGCUCCAGUUGUUAGACAACCAGUGGAAAAAAGUUCGUAUUUAAAGUUAUUAGUGUUGGCCUGACAAAAAGGUAGCCACAGUGAUGUUCUCGACCUUGAGGAAGUUCUUCAGCUCUAAGAAAGAACUAAAAACCCCUUUGGGGUUUUGUGAUGGCUCGAGUAUUGGAAAGGGGAGCUUGUCCUGUUGUGACUGUUGGACGGAGGAUAGGUACGCACAGCCUUAUGACCCAGAGAAUAAGUUCCAUGAAGCGGUUUGUGAAGGAAGGAGCAAGGUGGUGCUGCGCCUUAUCUCUAAGAAGAAGUUUCACGUAAAUGACAAGGAUGAAAGGAAUCGAACUGCACUCCAUUUCGCCUGCUUUUAUGGCCAUCUGAAUCUGGUUAAUUUCCUUUUACGUAAUAAAUGCAACGUUAAUGCACUUGAUGAUCAAAAGUGCACACCGCUAAUGAAGGCUGUACAGAGCUGGGAGACAAAGAUUGUUUCUGUCCUCCUUGAUAAUGAAGCAGAUCCCAAUAUUAAAGAUUCUAAGGGAGAAACAGCAUUACAUCAGGCAGUGUAUGUAAACAGGCCAGAGAUUGUCACUAUUGCCAGCAGUCUUCUUGAAUUUGGGGGAAACAUUGAGGAAACUACAAAGGAUGGAUUUACACCUCUGCUGCUAGCACUCAGAGAAAGGAAACUUCUCAUGGCUAAACAUUUAAUAAAUCAUGGUGCAAACAUUUAUGUAUGUGAUGACUUUCAAAGAACAACGCUCAUGUAUGCAGUUAAAUGGGAUUCUGAGGAUAUUGUUGAGCUGUUACUGAAGAAAGGUAUGGACCACUCCACAAAGGAUGCAUUUGGGUGGAGUUCACUGCAGUACGCCGUGGCAGGAAAACGCAAAGUAGAGAGUAUAAUUUUGGAGUAUGAGGACUUGCUACUCUCAAGUCAACAGAGUGACAUUGCAGAAAAUCAGCCUGAAUACAUCACUUUAUCACGAUAUUACCUCAAAUCAGAGUCACUAAUUUCUAUGUAUUCAAGGAUUGAGAACAAAGCUAGCUUUGAGACACAGCAAGACAUUCCCGAGAAUAUUCUGGAAAAUGAUGCAGAUGACUUACCAUUGGCUUUCAAGCAGUACAGAAAUGUAGAAGCCCUAGAAGAAGAAGCAGAAGUAGAAACAAUACCAGAUUUAAAGCUGGAAAAUGAAAAUGCUUGUAAUAAGAAUGAAGGCCAUCAAAAAUUGAGUGUUUUUGACCCUAAUAUACUGGAGGAGGAUUCCAGAAAAGCUGACCAAUCAUGUAGAACUGAUACAGGAAAAAAUGAAAUAAACCAAGUGUGGGCCUACAAAUGUCUUCACCCAGAGCUGAGGGAUUAUGCCCACCAGAUCUCCAAACCAAAGUCUGAACCACAUCAGUUUCAACCAGAAGCUGGCAUAGAAGACCAAAAGCAGACUUCAGAAGAAGAGCAGAAACAAUACAGUGGUGGAAAAAUCAAGUGACCAUUUAACUAGAGCAAACUUUCCACCACAUCUCACAAUUUCUUUGAUCAUCCCAAGAGGACAGCUGCAGAGGAAUUCUAUUCCUUCUCCAUUAAUUUGUUCAAGAAAACCAUGUUUAUUUUGUGUUUUAUUAUAUUGUCAUAUAUUAUACUAUUAUUAUCUUGUGUUUAUUUCCAUGUGUUUGUUUUAUUUUUAUGUUAUAUUUUAGUUAUUUUCAGUGUUUAUUUUAUAUUUAUCUUCCUUCCCUUGAUGUGAAUAUUGUUUAUCUGUAUAUAUUUAUUUGGUUUGUAAUACACCCCUUCUAAAAAGACAUCAUUUUGAUU